Molecule: messenger RNA, 1533 nt
Organism: Magallana angulata
Lineage: Eukaryota; Metazoa; Mollusca; Bivalvia; Ostreida; Ostreidae
Exons: 1
Coding region: 1-1533 (510 amino acids)
Source: RefSeq, a predicted model, not a curated record
AUGAGAAAACUCGGAUACAAAUUGGUACACACCGGCAAACAUGACAAAAAUAGAUGGCAGAGAAUUGAAUUGAGUCCAGAAGAAAGAGAAGCAGACAAAAAAGAAGAAGAAAUGGAGGCAGCUCAAAAAGCAGAGGAAAUAGAAGAAGCUCUAAAAGCAGAAGAAAUGGAAAUAGCUAGAAAAGCAGAAGAAAUCAAAGCUGCUAGAUUUCCAACUCGCCCAUGUUCAAACCCUCCCAACCCAAUAGGAUUCUCCAAGCCAUUAGGAUUCACUACACUAAUGCCUCAAAACGACAGUGGAUUCUUUCCCUUCAAAAUCGGAGAAUUACCUAAACGUCCGAAAUACUCCAUUCCCACUCCAUGGGGAGAAUGGGAAACAGGAAAAGAAAGAGUGGAACGUCUAAAAAAGGAAAAAAAGGAAGACGAAGAUUUCAAUAAACAACUGAAUAUCCAAUUUCGUAGAAGAGUAAGAGACAACCCUCAUAUCAAUUUCUCAACCGACAACUUUGGAAGUGGGAAACACAUCAAAUCCAUAGAUGAAAAGGUAAAAGACCUGCUUGAGGAUCCACAUUAUCCAGAGGCCAAAUUCAACAGUCUGAAAUGCGAGACACUCUUAGUAUCCAAUGAACUAGACGAUACGAGAAAAGAACUGGAAGACACCAAAAAAGAACUGGAGGACACCAAAAAGAAACUGACUGAAUUGCCUGAAUUUAAAGAACAAAGCAAAAUGAUACUUGAAGGAUACAAAAAAGAACUAGAAGACAUCAGUAAAGAACUAGAGGCCAUCAAAGAAGAAAUUCAGAAAGCCAAAGAAGAAGAAGAAAAAAAAGAAAAAAAAGAAAACCUGAAAUCAAAAAUGGAAGAAUUUCUGUCAAAUAUCAAACUAGAUCCAGCAGAAUACAUCGUUCCAUUAUUUGAAAAACCACCGGGAAACAGAAUGGAUUGGAUGAAAUCGGAUGCCAGUAGAGCAACAUGGAGCUUCUACAUCAAACCAGAACAAGCCAAAAAUGACAAAUUCAAGGCCAUGAGACUUCUGCUAUCAGAAUACUGUCACAAAUUCUGCUUAGUGGAAAACGGAGUAACUCAUAACAUCAACGGAGAAUUCCAAUUGAAAAAACCAAUGAACAUCAAGGGCCUAACAGACCUACUUGGACCCAACAUCUAUAUCAACGGGGGCCCUAAAGAACUAGGCACUGAAAAUUGGUCUAUGGCUGCAAAAUUCGACCAGAAAGACUACUUCAACAUCUCUUUCACAGAUGAAACAAAAGGAACCAUUUCAAAAUUCAACAUUGGUAAUAAACCCAAACCUGUGGUGUGUAGACUGAAGCAAAGAUCAAGAGCCACAGCUGGAGAAAUGUCAUCUGAUAAACCCAAAAAAGAGGAAGAAAAACCCCAACCAGAGGAAAGAAAACCCCAAACAGAGGAAAAAAUGGAAGACAAAAUGGAAACUGAGGUAAAAAUGGAAGAAGAUGAUGGUGAAAUUCACAUGGAAGAAAAUGAAGAGGAAGUGAUAUCUGAAUUUCAUAUCAAAUGA